Molecule: messenger RNA, 4061 nt
Organism: Prunus mume (Japanese apricot)
Lineage: Eukaryota; Viridiplantae; Streptophyta; Magnoliopsida; Rosales; Rosaceae
Source: RefSeq, a predicted model, not a curated record
AAGAUGGCAGUAGAAUCACUACUCACUUUUGCUGCUGAAGGAAUACUGAAGAAGGUAGCUUUGCUUGCCGCUCAAGAAUUCAUGCUGGCAUGGGGAUUUAAAGGAGAGCUAAAAAAGCUCGGUCAAUCGCUAUCUGUCCUUCAAGAUUUCUUAGGUGGUGCGGCUGAGCAAGCACGAGAUCGGGGCAAGGCAGUGGAAGAUUGGGUGGAGAAACUUAAAGACAUAGCUCAUGAUGCUGAUAACGUCUUGGAUGAAAUCAACUAUGAAAUUCUCCGGAGUCAAGUGGAACUGCAAAACCAUAUGAAGAAAAAGGUACUCAACUUCCUUUCUUCCUCAAAUGCCACUUUGUUUCGCCAAAAAAUGGCCCAUAAAAUUAAAAAAAUCAAUGCAUCUCUGGCGGAUCUCAAGAGCGAGGCAUCGUUCAUUGGAUUGGUUGCAAAGAAAAUUGAUCCAGUUGCCCAAGGCAUGGGGAGCAGGGAAACUGUCUCAAGCUUUGAUGACGAUGAAAGUAUCUUUGGAAGGGAGGAGGUUGUGUCAGAUAUAGUAAAGACCUUGAUCAGCUCCAAUAAUCAACAAAAGCUUUCGGUUGCGGCAAUUGUGGGAAUGGCAGGCUUAGGAAAGACAACUUUGGCUAAGUCAGUGUACAACGACGAUGCUAUAGACAAGUCAUUUGACAAAAGAAUAUGGGUUUGUGUCUCUAACACCUUUGAAGUGAAUUUGAUUUUAGGCCGGAUCUUAGAACUACUUAAUUCAGCAAAGACCGGAAUUCAAAGUCAGGAGGCAUUGCUUAAAAACCUCAAAGAAGAGUUGACAGGAAAGCGAUAUAUGCUUAUACUCGAUGAUGUUUGGAACGAAGAUGAUAUAAAAUGGAACAUCUUGAUGAGUUGCUUGUCGAAACUCAAUUCUGCUCAGGGAAGCACCAUAAUUGUCACUACCCGCAGUGCCAACGUUGCAUCAAUCAUAGAAACACUUCCUAGAUAUGAUUUGAAAAAUCUAUCAACAGAGGACUGUUGGUCCAUCUUGAAGCAUAGAGCUUUUCCGAAUGGUAGUACUCCAAUAGCUCCAGAUCUGGAGAGAAUUGGAAAAGUGAUUGCUGAAAAAUGUGCUGGCAUACCAUUAGUGGCAAAGGUUUUGGGAGGCAUGAUGCAUUCUAAAAACAGUACAGAUGAAUGGUUGUCAAUUCAAGAAAGUAAAAUAUGGGAAUUACCACAAGGAGAGGAUAGAAUUAUCUCAGCUUUGAAGUUGAGUUUUGAUGCUUUGAAAUCCCCAUCUCUGAAACAAUGUUUUGCAUAUUGCUCAAUAUUCAUGAAAGAUGUGGAAAUUGAAAGGGAUGACUUGAUCCAACUUUGGAUGGCUCAAGGAUUGCUCCACUCUUCAAGUUCUUUAGAGAUGGAGGACAUAGGUAAUGAAUAUUUUUAUAUUCUAUUGGAGAACUCCUUUUUUCAAGAUGUUGUAAAGGAUGACUGGGGCAUUAUUACCAAAUGCAAGAUGCAUGAUCUUGUGCAUGAUCUUUCUGAACUAGUGUCAAGAUAUGAUGAGGAAGAUAAGCUUGACGUUGGACAGGCACAAUUUCCUUCUUUAAUACCGAAAAAAAUUUCAGAAAGAAAUGCUGGGAAAUUGCGAUCCUUGUUUGUGAAUGGUGAAGCCCUUGGUAACAUCUUGGCAAGCUUUAAGUCUUUACGUGUCUUGAAACUAUACAGGUCUGAUAUUGAGGGGUUGCCUAUUUCAAUUGGUGAGCUAAAACACUUGAGAUAUCUAGACGUUUCUGAAACACACAUCAAAGAGCUCCCCAAAUCUAUUGGUAGGCUCUACAACCUACAGACACUAAGAAUGCCUAGUUCAAGCAGUCUUCAAACGUUUCCGAAGGAGCUACAAAAUUUGAUCAACUUGAGGCAUGUUUAUUUCAAUGAGUAUAUAGAAGUUCCAUUUGGGAUAAGAAGAUUGACCCAUCUGCAAACACUACCUUCCUUUACUCUGGAUGGGACAAGAAGUCAUGGAAUUGACGAGCUGGGUGGCUUGAACAAAUUGAAAGGCGAGCUGAUUAUUAGAUCUUUGGAAUAUGUGAGGGGCAAAGACGAAGCGAAAGAAUCAAAUUUAGCUGGGAAGACAAACAUACAAAGCUUGAGACUUGAAUGGGGCAAUUCCAGGGAAAGAAAUGAUGAUGACAAGGAAGUACUAGACGGCCUCGAACCACACCCUAAGUUAGAAAGCUUAUAUAUCAGCAGUUUCUUGGGUUCUAAAUUUGCGUCAUGGAUGAUGAGUGGAUUGCCAGGAAAUUUGAAAAAGAUUGUUCUGUCCAAUUGCAGAGAAUGUGAAGUAGUCCCAACACUUGGCCAUUUACCAAAUCUUAGACAUGUUGACUUUUACUUUAUGGAUAAGCUUAAAUGUCUAGGAGAUGAGUUUUAUGGUUAUAACCAAACCAGGCCAGCUUUUUUCCCAGCAUUGAAAACCUUACGAUUUAGUUCUUGCCACGCUUUAAUUGAAUGGAAGGAAGCAACUGUGAUGUCAACAGUGGCGGUAUUUCCCUGCCUGGAGGAGUUGAGUCUCAGUUCUUUGAUGCAAUUGAAAAACGCUCCCAGUCAUUUUCCAUCUCUCCAGAAGUUGCACAUACAUGUUCUUGACAAUGUCAUGCCAAUUGAAAACAUAUGCAGCCAACUAACCACUCUCACUUCCCUCUAUAUGCAAGGGAUUAAGGAGCUUACUUCUCUGCCAGUAGGGAUGGUGGAAAAGAACCAGAAUCUUCGGUCACUGAUUAUCGGCCAUUUUGAAAACCUGAGGCACUUACCUGAUGGGCUGCUACAUAAACUUCCUCUUCUUGAUGAGUUGUUUAUAUCAAGUUGCCCUAAUCUGGAGCUCAUUCCAAUUACAGAAGGCUUACCAUGUCUCCGGGAACUCAAAAUUAAGGAUUGUAAGAAACUAUCAAGCUUGCCAAGUGGGUUAAAAUAUUGCACCUCUCUUCAGAUGUUGAGUAUAAGUCGUUGCCCCAAUCUCACAUCAAUUCCAAUUCCACAACAGUUCAGUAUUGCUUAUUGCCCUAAGCUAACAUCCAUUUCAAUUCACAGUCUCACCUCCCUCCGCAAAUUGUUUAUUUAUGAUUAUGGACCGGAAUCCAUCAGUAGUUCUCUGGAGGAGUUGUCUUUACUUGGUUGCACAUCCCUCCGUGAAGUGAACAUUCGAAAUUGCAAGGGGUUCUCAAGUAUAUUGAGUGGACUAAAAUCUUGUACUUCUCUUCGUUCACUGUGUGUUGAUACUUGUCCAAACUUGAUGCAUUUACCGAUUGAUGGGCUGCAAACCCUCGUCUCUCUUGAGGAGCUGAGAAUAUGUUAUUGCCCUAAUCUAGAGGCUGUUCCCAAUUUGGACUACCUGACAUCCCUCCGUGAGUUGCAUAUUUAUAGCUGCAGAGGAUUGACAAGUAUACCAAGUGGGCUAGCCUCCUGCACAUCUCUUACCAAUUUGUCAAUCGACUCAUGCCCCAACUUGGUAUCUAUAGCAGAGGAUGUAUCCAGGCUGCAAUCCCUAACUCGUUUAUCAAUAUAUGACUGUGGGAAGUUACAAUGUUUGCCGACUGGCCUACAGUUUCUGACCCGUUUGGAACAUCUGACAAUUGGUAAGUUCUCGGAGGAGCUUGAUUCUUUCCCUGAUUUUGAGGCUCCAUCACAUGUUGAAGAAUUAAGGUUGUGGGGAUGGCCAAAGCUCAAGUCUCUGCCUCAACAAAUUCAACACUUCACUUCUCUAACAUCUUUGUCUAUAAUAUCUUUUAACCAAGUGGAGGCUUUGCCAGAGUGGUUGGGUAACCUUACAUCCCUUACCUUCUUGGGUAUUCAGAGGUGCGAGUAUCUGAUGUAUCUACCUCCGGUCAAAGCUAUGCAACGCCUUGACAAAUUACAAGAGCUAGUGGUUGAUGGAUGUACCCGUUUAGAGGAAAGAUGUGCAAAAAAGGUUGGCCUAGAAUGGCCCAAGAUUUCUCAUGUUCCAAACGUCACAGUUUACUGAUGGAUUAAUAAGCUUGGGGGAAGGGGAAGUACAUGUCCAAAGAGUUGCUUCAAGUUUCACAUUGAAGU